UGAAUUCCCAAGGACAGAAAACCUAUUACUAAACAAAAAACAAACAGUCAAUUCAACCCCACUCACCCUCAGGCCUCAGCAACUCUACCAAAACAGACACUCUCAUCGGUUACACCGUACUAUUAGUUCACGGGCCACUCCCCCUGAGUCCCUGCCCCAGUAGUCAAUCCCUUUGACCCCCCCCAACCCCCUCCAUUCCUCGCCACGUGUCCCCCUUCUUCCAUUUUUAAGCACACUCUCUUGCACUAGCUCAGAGCUCCACACUUUUCUCAUUCCAUUCCAACAGCAGAAAUAAUACUAGUAAUAAUAAUCCCAAGAAAAGAGAUGAAUGGGCCGAAGAGUGGACUGGAGGUUAGCAUUCAGCUGCCCGAGACAAAGACGACGGCCGCGGAGAGCGGCCCUUUGGUUUCACAACGCCCCGAAAGCAGGAGGGCCGUUGUUGUUGCCCACCCGAAAGCUGACGUCAUGCACGCCGUCCUAAGGCUGCUCUGCCUCUUGAGUAGCGUCACAGCGGUGUCGGUGAUGGCUACUGCGAAGCAGGCUUCGACCAUUUCUCUCUACGGCUUCAGCGUACCUUUGUACUCCAAGUGGUCUUUUUCUGACUCCUUUGAGUACCUGGUUGGAGUAUCGGCAGCCGUGGCUGUCCAUUCAUUGCUUCAACUGCUUAUUAAUGUGUCGAGGAUGUUGCGAAACUCUCCAAUCAUCCCUUCCAGGAACCAUGCAUGGCUCAUUUUUGCUGGAGAUCAGAUAUUUGCAUAUGCUAUGAUGAGUGCUGGAUCAGCUGCAUCAGGUGUUACCAACCUGAACCGAACAGGGAUCCAUCAUUCAGCUCUGCCAAAUUUCUGCAAGCCCUUGCACGUAUUCUGUGAUCGUGUUGCUGUGUCGAUAGCAUUCACUUUUUUCAGCUGCUUCUUGCUGGCAAUUUCUGUGGUUCUUGAUGUACUUUGGCUGUCCAAGUACUAGACCAUACCUUCGCACUGGAAAAUUAGGACCUGAUUAUCCUUUGUUGUUGAUGUACAACUAGUAAUUCACUUGAUCUAUAUCAUGAUCUAUAUCAUUGUCCUA
Sesamum indicum (sesame) is the source of this 1065-nucleotide messenger RNA. Its product is annotated as CASP-like protein 3A1. The record is from RefSeq and is a predicted model, not a curated record. Lineage: Eukaryota; Viridiplantae; Streptophyta; Magnoliopsida; Lamiales; Pedaliaceae.